CAUUUCACAAUAUUUUUUUAGUAAAUUAAGUAAAAUAAUUUCUAAUAAAAUGUCCUCAGUUACAAUUAAUAAAUUAUUAAAAACUUCACAAAAUUCUGGGGACAAUAAAAACUAUAUAUAUUUGCAAAUAAAAUGGGGAGAUGAAGAAAACAACGUUAAAAUCCUGGAUUCUGAAAGUGGAAAAUCAUAUCAAGGUAUUGUAACUGUCACGGCAAUGAAGGAAAUCGCAUCAAAUUUGGAUAUGUCUUACAAUGACUAUUAUGAGGAAAUGCGAUCUGCAUUAACGACUUAUUUAGCGUUACCUGGAUUUUAUUAUAAACUGGAACCAGAAAUGCAGGUUCUUAACAUCUGGAAAUCGCAGCCUGAAUCAAUACCGAUAUUGUAUCUAGAUAUCGAUAUUAAAGAAAUUAGAACCAGUAAUGAUAUAUUAGAUUCUGCUAUAGAACUUUUACAGCAACAAGAUAAAUCUCUAACAGAUCGUGUACAAAAGGCUCAUAAGUUUGAUGAAAAUUCGCGAAAGCUUUUGGAAGAUUAUCGUUUGUGUGUGGAGGAGAAAAAUGAAUUGGAAAGAAAACUGUUAAAGAAAGUAGCGGUAUUAUUGAAUGCCAAAAAGGAACGUAUUGCUCAUCUGGAGGAAAGAUUAAAAAAAUACGAAGAAGUUGAGGAUAACGAUGAUUCUGAGGAAAACGAGGAAGGACCACAAAGUACAAAAAAACGACGACUUGUUGUUAGAGAUAGUGAAAGCGAUGAUGAUGAUGAUGAAUAUAUGGCUGAUACACAACCUUUAACAUUACCUAAUGAUGAAACAAAUAAUUAAGAUUUUUAAUUACAUAUAUUGCGUACUUAUUGGACAAAAUAUAUGGAAUAAUAAUAGCACUAAGUGUUAAAAACUUUUUCAACUUUCAAACGUACAAAUUUCUACUUCAUAUUAUGUUAAAUUUAUUUAAGACUUUUAAAUAUUCAUCGUAAAAGAAAUACAAAGAAAACUUAAAAUUAUGUUUUGUUUUAAUAAUAAAUAUUGUUUGCAGCCUCAAGCUUGUCACUGAUGUAUAAUAUAGUUUAGUGCUACAGAUUAUUCCAGUUCUAGGCCAAAUAGGGAUGUUUCAGAUGUACAUAUAUGUCAAUAUCAUCAUCUGGUAGAAUAAUUCUAAUCAAAUUUUGCGAAUAUAAAAAAUCUCUUAAUGAAAAAUCUUUUGGUUUAGUUGGUAUCUCGAACAUUAUUAUAAGACAACUUGCCAUUUUUUAAUUAUUUAAAUUAUUUAUUUUUUAAUAAUUGUAUAAACAAUGGAAAUUUUCCAAAUAAUUCGAAAAUAGCUAAAAUAUGUUCAAUACAGAGGGACCUAAUAGGUAUGAACUGAAUAAUUAUAAACCUAUAUCUCUGUUAACAAAUUUAGAAAACGUUUUGAAAAGAUAAUUCGAGUUAAACGUGGAAUCUAUUAAUCAAAUCAUCAAUUUGGUUUUAAAAAUGUUACAUGUGAUAUUAAAAUCAUGGUCUAUUAAAAUUUCAAAUGACGUUGUUAAGGAUUUAGUGGAAUGUUGAUAUUUCUCUCUAUCUAGAUGACGCUUAUGAUCAUGCUUAAUAUAAAACAAGUGCAAAACUUUUGUUUAAUCAAAAAAAUGUAAAAUCAUAUAACAAAUCAUUAAAAAAGAUAAAAAAUAAAUUAAUAAUAAAAAUAAUUUGAUCA
Molecule: messenger RNA, 1685 nt
Organism: Lucilia cuprina (Australian sheep blowfly)
Lineage: Eukaryota; Metazoa; Arthropoda; Insecta; Diptera; Calliphoridae
Exons: 1
Coding region: 50-817 (255 amino acids)
Biological process (GO): response to X-ray; double-strand break repair via nonhomologous end joining; positive regulation of ligase activity
Cellular component (GO): nucleus; DNA ligase IV complex; DNA-dependent protein kinase-DNA ligase 4 complex
Molecular function (GO): DNA binding
Source: RefSeq, a predicted model, not a curated record